This is a messenger RNA of Linum tenue, 489 nucleotides long. Lineage: Eukaryota; Viridiplantae; Streptophyta; Magnoliopsida; Malpighiales; Linaceae. The record is from the annotation of a GenBank genome assembly.
GGCGUUAAUGGAUUUGGCCACUGGAGGAGAGGUGUAGGGACUGCUUUUGUUCGGCGUGAUCUUUCCAGCGUGAUUCUGUUCGCAAUGGGGGCGGACUACGCCAGUAUCGCCAAGCUGAUGAGAAGUCGGCUUGCUGCGCUGGCAGCAGGUUCGCAGCCGCCGGUUCAACAAGAGGCGCCCGAACCGGCCGCCGACCGAUCGGAGGCGCCCACUGCUCCCCCCAAGAAGAAGAAGAAGAGGGCAGUGAAGGGAGGCACCGCCCGUGCGAAGACUGCCAGCGUGGCGUCUUCUGCCCCGGAGGAAGGCGAGGGGGCGCCUAACUCCGACCCCGCGGAGCAAGAGGUCAACUCCGCUGAAGAAGAAGAGGAGGAGCCUCUGCUCCGAAGGGGGAAGAGGGCUGGUUCCCCCUUAGCCUCGGCCAGCAAAAGGGCCGAUAAAGGAAAGAGGAAGGUGGGCGCCGACGCCGGCGAAGAGGUGGAGGUGGAGGAG